GUGUGCUCCGAGGGCGUAGGCGGAGUCUUACCGGCAGUCCUGGCAGCGUGGGUGCAGCAUCUUUUCGGGGAACAGAAAUCUUCUAACAGUGAUACGGUACUGAUGUCUAUAAUACCGGUCGACAAGGUUUAAAGCCGCUUCGGGGAAAAAAUCAUCCCGUCGUCAAGCGACGAGCGGAAAACGUCUGGUAGGGAAGAUUUAUUGGGAGGUUUAUAAAGAGUGUUUCCUGUUGUGGGAGGCAGCACGCCUGGAGGUCGCGCUUACGGAAUCAGCCGGGGAGGCAACAGGGCGCUCUACGGGGGCAGGCGCAGGUUACCCCGCCUAGGAACAACACCUGGGGCGGUGGGAGACAAAGUACGGGGACCGUCAGGCGCGCACAGGUGUAGGUAGACCACGCCAGACGCACACUCUAGGCUGUGGCCAUCUGGCAGGCGUGCACAGACCGUAAAUAUAGCACACUUAGCUGGGAUCAGACUGUCAGACGUGCACACGUCUGUCUACGUGGUCCGUAGACAGACCACGCCAGACGCGCACAGAUUGAGACCGACGAGCACAGACAGCAGAUAGACCACGCCUCAGGCUGAGACCGCCAGACGCGCACAGACCGUAGACAGACCACGCUCCAGACGCACACAGACCGUGAACAGACCACGCCAGGCUGAAACCGUCAGACUCGCUCGGACCUUAACAGACCACGCUUGAGGCAGCCAGGCGCGCACAGCCCGUAGACAGCCCACGCUCCAGACGCGCACAGUCCCCGGCAUGGCUGCGGAGCCUCAGCAGUACACCCAGCGGCUGGUGGUGCUGGGAGCCGCCGGGGUCGGCAAGUCCGCCAUCGUGGCGCAGUUCCUGUUCGAGACCUUCACCGAGAAGUACAAGAAGACGGUGGAGGAGCUCUACUGCACCGAGUACGACGUCUACGAGACCAAGGUGCGUCUGGACAUCCUGGACACGAGUGGUUCGUUUGAAUUUCCCGCCAUGCGGAAGCUGUCCAUCACCAACGCCAACGCCUACCUGCUGGUGUACGCCAUCGACAACCCGCAGUCCUUCGAGGAGAUCAAGAGCAUCAGACAGGAGAUCAUAGACAUCCGUGGUGAGGCCGGGAUAGCGAAGCUGCCUGUGGUGGUGGUCGGGAACAAGUGUGACCUUGAAGAGAAGCGGCAGGUGCCGAAGGAGGACGCUGAGCUGGUGGUGGAGUUGGCAUGGCAACACGUCUUCCUGGAGAGCUCCGCCAAGGAGCGCACCAACGUCGUCAACAUCUUCAAGCAGCUGCUGCACCAGGCACACAUCCCCUGCCACCUGUCGCCCGCACUGCGCAGGCGCAGGGCCUCGCUUCCCGUCACGCCUAGCGCCAACGGUCACCUGCCUCCCGGCGGCAAGGACGAGGUCAAGCCGAGCAUGCGCAGACACAACACCAGAAGAAGAAGCUCCUGUAAAGUUCAGUAGUCAUGGUAACGGACGGUUAACGUUUGACUUUGAAUUUAUUCCAAUUGCAACAGGGACAGCACAAUGUGAACACAAGGUAGUA
This is a messenger RNA of Branchiostoma floridae (Florida lancelet), 1528 nucleotides long. RefSeq names its product ras-related protein Rap-2a-like. Gene Ontology annotation, molecular function: GTPase activity; GTP binding. NCBI's taxonomy places the organism in Eukaryota, Metazoa, Chordata, Leptocardii, Amphioxiformes, Branchiostomatidae. The record is from RefSeq and is a predicted model, not a curated record. The transcript has 3 exons. Bases 763 to 1446 code for a protein of 227 amino acids.